Molecule: messenger RNA, 3374 nt
Organism: Ostrea edulis (European flat oyster)
Lineage: Eukaryota; Metazoa; Mollusca; Bivalvia; Ostreida; Ostreidae
Product: tripartite motif-containing protein 2-like
Exons: 2
Coding region: 420-1613 (397 amino acids)
Biological process (GO): protein polyubiquitination; negative regulation of translation; proteasome-mediated ubiquitin-dependent protein catabolic process
Molecular function (GO): ubiquitin protein ligase activity; protein binding; translation repressor activity
Source: RefSeq, a predicted model, not a curated record
CUUUCUUUUAUUUGAAAAAGCUUCAACGUGGUACCAGCACACGAUAAGGACAAACUUAUAUUGUCGACCAGUGUGUUAUCUGGGAUAAAAAAGAAAUAAAAAUCGAGGGUAUCGGUGAUGGGAGGGAGAAAGGGUUUGCCAGAAAUAUUGAAUGUUAUCUCCUAAAUUUGUAGAUACUGAGCAAUAAAUAAGAAAAGGCGACUCGAAAAUAGAUUUCAAUAAUGGUAGAUGUACCUUGUUUGUUAAUUUAAUCAGGGAGAAGAAAAUCAUAUGCACAAUACAGCGAAUGAUUCAUAAAGAGAGCGGCCUAUUAUCAAGACAACCUCAUCUGUCUUUUUUCUUAAUGCAACUACACAGAUCGAAUGAGGUAUAUAUAAACUUGUUACAUUUGUAUCACGUGCGGAAUUUAAUGGUAGUAUAUGAUACCAGCUCGCGGAAUCAGAGAAAGGGAAUGCGACAUGUCUGAAUUAGAAUACAAAAGGAAGCCAGUUUCAAAAUGUGCAUCAACAGAAAUAAUCAUGAACGACGUGGUAUCGUCGACACAAAUGAAAAUAGGAAUUAUUGGUCGGAUGAAAAGAAGGCUCUCUAGUCUUAGCAUUGUUCAGUUCCCAUCCUCAAUUGAGAGCAACAGUGACUCUUGCAGUGCAUCUCCAGACGAGAACGAGCUCGACUUGUCUUCUGAUAGCUCCAGCGAAGACGAGGAAUGUCACGUGACCGAUGAUAUUAAAGGUCACGUGAACGCAAUUUUCAAGUUUGACGAUGAUACAUAUCCUCCUGCAAACUUAGUAAAGAUUAUUGGAUGUGAAGGUAAACAGAAAGGUUGUUUCAAGGAUGCUACUGAUGUGCAGUGUUUCGGCAAAGGAAAGUGCCUGGUUACAGAUAUGAUCAAUGGGAGAAUUUCGACCUUCAACAGGAACGGUCGGCCUAAAAUAAUUCGGUGUAGCUGGGCCCUAAAAGAACCAUGGGCCACAACUCUUGUCCCGGAGAACAAACUCGCUGUGACAUCUAGAAAAGAUAAAGUCGUUUCAAUAAUCUCAAUGCACGGGGACAUCUUGUUUUCUUUUGGCAACAAAUUUUUCCAGUGUCCCUGCGGAAUAGCAGUAGACAAGGACGGUCGCUUUAUAGUUACCGACAUAUUAUCCAAUGACGUCUCUGUCUUUAGUCCCGAUGGAAAAUGGUUGUUUAAUCUAGGAGACCCCCAGUCCCCUGUUCAACAGUUCAAAUGUCCCCGUUAUGUCCAUGUCACCGACCACCACGAUAUCGUCGUGUGUGACUCUGGCAAUCAUUCUAUCAAAGUUUUCGACCAAAAUGGCAUCUUCAAAUUUGCGUUUGGACAUUAUGGUCGAGAGGAAGGCGCAUUCAAGGCUCCUUACGGUGUAGCAUCGGACGGGGAGGGAAACAUCAUAGUCGCGGACCAUUAUAACGAUCGUGUCGCGCUAUUUUCAAAGGAAGGACAUUUCUUGAGAAAUAUUGUUACCAUGGAAGACGGGCUUUAUCACCCACAGGGAGUAGCGCUGUCGAACGACAUGCAUUUGUUUGUCACUCAUGGAAAAUCAAAAGCGACAGAAGUCCUGGUGUACUCAUUUAACGUUGUUAACAAUGAAAUGUUGUAACUUAAGACCAUGUGCACCAAUCGUCUUAUAUAUCGAUUGCAUUCAAGAUUGUUUACAAUAGUUUGUAUGUAAUAAAAACAAACAUCUUUAAAAUGCAACUACACUUUGGAAUCAAAAUUUAAUGAAAUCUUUCCUGUAGAAAAUGGCCUUUUAGCACAUGUGUUCUCCGUGUUUCCCUGUUUUUAUUUAUAGAAUUAUUUUCAUAGAAUUAUAAAUAUGAUAUUAUGUCAUAUUUAUAGCAUCAUAACUAAAAUAGGAUGUCAAAGUAGAUAUUUAUUUUUUGAAAUGAGGUGAUAAUCCUGAGCUUGUUUUUGUAGAUAGGAACUUUAGUACAUAUAUGUUGUGGGCAGAAAACAUAUAGUUCUUCGAUCACUACAUGUAUCGCGCCAGACACUAUCGUAUCUUUCACAUUUCAUCAGCUACAUGCAUAUACAUGUAUCUUUACAUUUGUCCGUUCUUCGCACAUUGAUUUUGACUACGGAUAACUCCGUUUACCUGAUCAGAUAUAGGACUCACGGCGGGUGUGACCGGUCGACAGGGGAUGCUUACUCCUCCUAGGCACCUGAUCCCACCUCUGGUCCGUGUUUGUCCAUCUAUCUAUUUUGUACUGCUUAUAAGAGUUGUGAUAUUGAUCAUUUUUCGUUAUCUUCACCUUUCAUAUACUUGUUUUUCACUCUAAGUUUUCUUCCAAAAAUACUUUAGAAAAAUAAGUGAAUUACGUUCUUUAAAUAUAGCACCUGUAUGAUAUGAAGAACUUCCGAUUUUUAUGCACAAGUGUUUCCAAACAUUUUGAUUUAUUUAUGAAUUUCAUCCACUUGUAUAUAUCUGUGUGAUAACCUUGCCUGUGUGUACCUACAUGUAACAUAUAGUUACAUCAAAUCAUUCACUUACACUUUAUUCGCCGACGGCGAGGCUGUAAGAUUAGCUCAGUCUUAAUUUCAUAUAGAAUCGAUUCAUCAUGUCAUUGGUAUAGUAAGAGGUACUAGUAUUGCUUAUAUCAUGUUUAAUUAAGUUUGAAAUAAAGAAAUGAUAAAAAUUAAAAUGCAUACAAGCAUCAACAGAUUUGCCCACAUAUGUACACUAUGCAGUCUACCGAAAUUCAGUUUUCAUGAUGAUCAUUAGAAAUCCUACCGAGGUUAGACUUGAGAUAAAUCCGCAACAGACACAAGCACUUAAAAUACACUGCAUUGUAUGGCCUGAUCAAACAUGCUGGGCAACGUCUAUGUAAUAUACACUAAAAUUUUCAAAACCAAUAAAAUUCAGGCAAAUGUUGAUAAAAUGUUAUUUUACAAAUCAUCGUGUUUUUUUAGAAACUUGAAGAUGGUGUACUAUUUCACUGUGUGGAAGAAUUGACAAUCUUUGUUACGACGCAUAAACUGCAGAUAAAUUUCACCAUCUAAUUAUAAUACAAUGGCAUAAAGGUGACAAAAAGAAAAUAAUAUUUAGACUUUUAUAGGUAUAUUCAAAGUCACAAUGUUAUUGAAUUUUAUGAAAUGGUGUGAAUUUUCUUAGAUAAUCCCAUUUUCAGAUUUCAAAAAAAAAUCUUUAUAAAGCCUUGCGUGCUUAUUUUGAAAAUGUAUGAAUUAGUUUGUCCUCCUUAAUGUACAUUCUUGUAUAUUCACAUUUAUAUCACAUAUACAUAUAUUAACAUAUUGCUUCUUUUAUUUGUACCUCUGACAGUGUUGUGUAAAAUUGUACAUGUAUGAUAUAACGUGUGUCUCAAGUACGAUCUCAGAGAAUAAAAUGAAAUUUGACUUAAAA